AAUAUAAUAUGGAGGCUGUAAUGUAAUGCAGAGGCUGGUAGUAUGGAGGCUGUAAUAUAAUGUUGAGGUUGAUAAUAUAAUAUAGAGGCUUUAAUAUAAUGUGGAGGAUAUAAUGUAAUUUAUAGGCUGGAAAAUGAAAACCACCAGCACUUCUGAGCUCAGCCAAUCAGAGUUGGAGGGCGGGGCCUGGAGUUCAGGAACAGCCCCGCCCCCAGCCUCUCCGUGCAGUUCUCCUCCAGGUCCGCCCAUGCUCCAUAUAAAGGAGGGCUCUGGGCUGAGCAGUCACUGCUUUCUGCUCACACCUAGAAGAUGUCUGGUCGCGGUAAAGGAGGGAAAGGGCUCGGGAAAGGCGGCGCCAAGCGGCACAGGAAGGUGCUCCGUGAUAACAUCCAGGGCAUCACCAAGCCUGCCAUCCGCCGUCUAGCUCGCAGGGGAGGCGUCAAGCGCAUCUCCGGCCUCAUCUAUGAGGAGACCCGCGGGGUGCUGAAAGUCUUCCUGGAGAAUGUCAUCCGGGACGCAGUCACCUACACCGAGCACGCCAAGAGGAAGACAGUCACCGCCAUGGACGUGGUCUACGCGCUCAAGCGCCAGGGCCGCACUCUCUACGGCUUCGGGGGUUAAUGCUGCCUCCGUCCUCACAGCACAAAGGCUCUUCUCAGAGCCGCCCACAUCUUCCCGGGGAGAAGCUACAAUUCCUUCUGCGCUCAGCCACUGAGGGGUUAACA
Bufo gargarizans (Asiatic toad) is the source of this 725-nucleotide messenger RNA. Its product is annotated as histone H4. The transcript has a single exon. Bases 310 to 621 code for a protein of 103 amino acids. Gene Ontology annotation, molecular function: DNA binding; protein heterodimerization activity; structural constituent of chromatin. The record is from RefSeq and is a predicted model, not a curated record. Gene Ontology annotation, cellular component: nucleosome. Lineage: Eukaryota; Metazoa; Chordata; Amphibia; Anura; Bufonidae. Gene Ontology annotation, biological process: nucleosome assembly.